ACGAAAAUGGCGUCGCGUGUACGGUGCCGAUGAUCCCUCGUUUCGCCGCGUUCGUGUACGGGUAGUUGCGGUGUACGGCGUGCGACGAAGUGUCUCAACGACGACGACGACGACGACGACGGACGCUGGCCUGAUCGGCGUGUGAGUGGGUGCGCGCGACACGAGGCUCGCCCGAAGGAUUACCGAGGUUCGCUCGGCGGUCGCGCCGCGCGUACGGACGUUACGGCGAGCGGCGAGCGGCGGCGGCGGUGGCGGCGGCAACGACGACGACGACGACGGCGACGACGACUGUCGCAGUGACGGUGAUUAAAUCGCGCGGACGGUAUCGGUAUCGGCGGACUCGCGGCGAUUCCCGCGUUCUUUCUCGCCCUCCGCGAGACGCGACCUCGUCCCGGUUGGCAUGACGAAGGAAACGAUAUCCCCGUCCCCGUGGCGAGGCGAUGUGUGUUGACGUGCGCGAGUGAGACCACCUCUCCCCGCGUAUCGUCCUUGUCCUUGUUUUCGCGAACGAGGGACCCGCGCGGGUGGAUCGUCUUCUGGAGUGGCGGCGACGAGAACGACGUGUGUGCGCGCGGCCACGACGGCGACGGCGACGUGCGACGUGUAGCACCUCGCCCCGACCAUGGCGGUGAAUCCGCGUGAUAUGGACGGCUUUAUGCCGCUUCUGUCAACGACGGAUAUCAAGAAGAAGCUCAACGUCGGCAGCGCGCUGCUCAAUUACCUCGGCGACUCGAGCAAGAGCAUCGAGUGCCAGGACAUCGGCAUGUUCAUCGACAACGUUAUACCGUGGCUUGGCAACGGUAAUCCCAAGGUUGUCCAGAAUGGUUUAGAGAUCCUCACAUAUCUCGCGGAUCGGAUGGGUCACGACUUCAAGCCUUACAUCUCCACCAUCAUCCAGCCGACGAUAGACAGGCUAGGUGACAGUAAAGAUGCUACCAGGGAGAAAGCGCAACUGGUGCUCCUGAAAAUUAUGGAGAAGGGAUGCAUGUCGCCUCAGAAUCUUUUGGAUAGACUUCGUCCAGCUUUUAAUCACAAGAAUGCAAAAUUACGGGAGGAAGUUCUAAUCCUGUUAACGACAACGCUGAACGAACAUGGAGCAGACGAGAUGGCACUGUCGGGGGUGAUCCCGAGUAUCGUAAAGCUGCUGUCUGAUCCAUCGGAAAAGGUUCGGGAAACUGCUCUGAACACGCUGGCGGACAUCUAUCGACACGUAGGCGAUAGAUUACGCGUCGAUUUGCAAAGAAAGCACAAUGUGCCGCAAGCCAAAAUGCUUCUGCUAAUAGAUAAGUUCGAUCAACUGAAGGCCGCUGGUGAUCUUUUACCCUUGGCAAUGUCGUCCGAUGUUGGCAAAGAUAGCGACGAAACCGAUAGAGCGAUCAAAUCGGCUCCCGUUAAGAGGCUGAACUUGCCUCCGAAAAGAGGUCAAUUUGGGCCCGCUAAAACACCAUCCUCUGCCUUAGCUCCUCCUGGUAUUUCAUCCAACACGGUCCCAAGGGCAACAACCAUCAAAAGAGCUUUGUCAGUAAGAUCGACAACAGCGCAAGCCGGAGCCGUCGACGAAGAAUGCUUUAUUACUUCGUUCGAGGACGUGCCUACCGUCAAUCUGUUCUCGGCGAAGGAUCUUGAAGAACAGAUGAAGGUCAUCAGGGAUACUGUGGGUGACGAUAAAAAGGACUGGAAACAGAGGAUGGAUAGCAUGAGAAAGUUAAGAGCCAUUAUACUCGCUGGUGGCACUAACUAUGAAAACUUCCACGAGUGCCUAAAGAACGCACAGCGACCAUUCGAGCAGGCAUGCACCGACCUUAGAUCCCAAGUAGUGCGAGAGGCGUGUAUAACUCUCGCUUUUCUGAGUCAGAGCCUGAAGAACAAAUUCGCCAAUUUUGGCGAGGCGGUUUUGCUCACAUUAAUGAACCUCAUACAGAACAGUGCCAAGGUCGUGGCGUCAGCCGGUGCGGUGGCAGUUCGCUUUAUCCUUCAAAAUACCUACUGCAGUCGAUAUGUGCCUAUUAUUAUAUCAUGCGUGAACAGCAAGAGCAAAGAUAUUCGCAGGGCGUCCUGGGAAUAUCUGGCUUUAAUCCUGCAGACCUGGCCUACGCAGAUAUUGCAGAAGCACAUAACAAUAUUGCCGGACGCGAUCAAAAAGGGUAUCGCGGAUUCCGACGCGGAAGCGCGAGUCUUUGCCAGGAACUCAUACUGGGCACUUAGAAAUCACUUUCCAGAGCAGGCUGAAAUACUACUUAAUACCUUGGAUGCGUCGUACAAACGCUCCUUGAUGUCUCUGAGCAAUAGCGGCAGUAGUAACAGCUUAAAUGUCGUAGCUAAUGCGAGAUCGUCGAGCGUUAGUCCACGUACAGCCAGACCUGUGAUGAGCGCGGCAGGUAGUACGGAAAAUUUGCAUCAGACCACGGGUCAACCGCACGGUCCGCUCAGACGUACUCCGUCCUUGCCUCGGUCUUAUCGUCAAUCUGGUAUCCCGAUACUACAAAGACCAACAGACAGUCACUAUCGAGGUACGCCAGGAGUUAGGUCCACCAGCGCGAUUGAUUUGCAAGCUGCUCAGAGAGCGAAAGCGAGAUUGAUGUACGCGAAUAUGAGCAGACAGAAAGCAGCAGCAGCACUUCCUCGUCCUAGUAAAUCUCCGGAUCCCAAUGCGGUUGCUAGCCCAGAAAGAAUAGCAAGGACGAGGACAAGAGUGUCGGGAGUUUCACAAUCCCAACCUAGUAGUAGAUCGGGUUCCCCGUCGUCCAGAUUAAGUUACGCCACGUAUAAUCGCGAAGGCGAAUCACUGAUAGGCAGACCAAGGCGAUUAUCCGGACACGCCAUUAGCAGCACAAGUAAUAGUCGCGAGCCCAGUCCACAGAGAUUCGGAAUAGACAGGAGUUUCGCGAGCAAACUGAGAGGGAGGAAUCUACACAUGUCGCCGACAGACAGCACUAGGCCGCCAGUUAUGGCGCAGAAAAUGCUGCAGAAGUCACGCGAAGCGGAGUCCGCUUUAGCGGACGCUCUAACUUUCGAUAGUAUCGAUAACUACACCAGAAUACCGGGCAACAAAGGGGAUCACAGUGACGACAGCGAAAACAGCAGCAUAUGCUCGGAAAGAAGCAUGGACGGUUUUAGACGAGCUAGUGAUUCGUUCUCAUGGAGUGGCUCUCAACCGAGACUAUAUCGUGAUCUAUGGGAUCAGUCUAUCCCGAAGGACAUCAAAGAGAUUAUUGAAAACUGUGCUCACAAACAUUGGGGAGACAGAAAGGAAGGCUUAGUGGGUUUACAACAUUAUUUGAGCAGCGGAAAUACUUUGACACCAACGGAUUUGCGUAGAGUGACGGAUAUUUUUACAAAAAUGUUCAUGGAUUCUCAUACCAAGGUGUUCAGUUUGUUUUUGGACACGUUGAAUGAACUAAUUAUUACUCACAACGAAGGUCUUGGCGACUGGCUAUACGUUUUGUGCGCGAGGCUUCUUAAUAAAUUGGGUACCGAUCUAUUGGGAUCUAUACAAACAAAAAUUCACAAAACGCUUGACGUUGUGAGAGACUGUUUCCCGGGCCAACAGCUUCUACCGGCUGUGAUGAGGUAUCUGACAGAUCCAACACAAACACCAAAUUCUCGCGUGAAAGUAGCAGCAUUGACUUUUAUCACGCAGAUCGCUGAAACGGCAGAACCGUCCGCGCUGGGCAGUUCUGCAGCGACAGCACUUGCACGGCUGCUCGACUGGUCGAAUGACGGUAAAAGCCACGACGUGAGGAGGCACGCGCAGAACGCUGUGAUAUCACUUUACAAUCUCAAUCCGCCUCAAGUUACUAUGAUACUUUCCGAGUUACCAAAAUACUAUCAAGAAACAGCCUGGCCUCUGGUGCAGAACCACCUGAGGAAAUCGUCCGCUUCUAGUAAUCCGGCAUCACCCGGUACACCACCGCCCAGAGCGCAGAACUCGCCUGCUCGAACAAAAGCGAAAAACGACGUUAAAGCAGACGCGAAGACUGAAAUCGAUGGAGGGGACGAGAAUUUGGAAGAAGUAUACAAUUCUCCUUCUAGAUCUCUGCGGCGCACGACUGCCGAAAUCCAAAAUUACGGUUUUGAACGUUUGGAAAGAGCCACUACCAGCAAAGACAGCGGUAUCAGCAAUAUGGCGGAUGUAGAAGAGAGAAUGGAAGGUCUUACGUUAUCCAAUUCUGGUCGAUCUUCGUCCGUUUCCUCACCGACGCAACGAGGACGAUCUGUUAGUAACAUAACGGUGAACGGAUCCGAUACAAUUGCCGGUGAUUUGAUUCUACCUCAAGAGAAUAAUGGUUACAAAACGCACGGAUCAUCACCAGAUUCGACAAACAGACCAGACAUCGUACCAGAAAUCGUAGACAAUAUGGUUAAAACUCUGCAAUCAAAAGAGGCGCAAACUGCGGAGAAAGUGUCAUCGUUGCAAGAAUUUCAAUUAUAUGUUCGCGAAGGCGAUUCCUCAUAUAUUAAACGAAAUUUCAAAAAAGUGCUCAAAGUUUUGUUAGACAGCUUAUCCAACGAUGGCAAAGUGGUACAAGUAGAAGUGCUGCAAACGUUAAUCGAUAUGCUUAAAUGCUCCGAUCUGAUAGAAAGCUUUUCCUCUUAUAAUGAGUUAUUAGUACUGAAAGUUAUCUACGCCUACAAAUCGGACGAUCAAAAGGUCGAUUCUUCCAGCGGUAGCGGCGGUAGAUCUCCAGUCCAUUGGAACGCGGAGAAGUGCGCGGCGACGAUGGCGAUGGUUUUGAAGCCGGAACAAAUUAUCCAUUUGGUCUCCACUAUAAUCGCUACGGAAUCGUAUCCAUUGAAUAUGGGCGCGAUAAAAAUGUUGCACAAGGUGGUGGAGCAUUGGGGUCGCGAAGCUAUCGAACCUCACCUUGCCAAGGUUAUGCCUGGCCUUAUUAAGGCUUACGACGACGCCGAGAGUGCGGUUCGCAAGAGCGCGGUCUUCUGCAUGGUGGCGAUCCACGUUGCUGUUGGCGAGGAGGUUCUGAAGCCGCAUCUGAGCUGCCUGUAUUCCAGUAAGCUUAAACUGCUGAACAUCUACAUACAGCGCGCACAGCAACAGGCGAAUAGUCAACCCGCGAGUCCACGUAGCAACAGCAAGAAUUAACUAACAUCCAAUACCACGACUCUCAGGGUCGCGAUACUUAAGAGAUUCGCCCGUUUCAGCGCGCGGCAUGAGCGAAUGCUUGUUAGCUUUCUCAGUAAGUCCGAUCCGUCAUGAUGGUCGACGUAACGACGGUUUUAACAAUAUGACUCGGAAGUUUUGAUACGAUAGAGACUGAUGUGUGUAUAUGUGUGUAUGUAUGUGUGUGUGCGUCACUUCGCGACGGCGUGCGAGUCGCUGUCUGAGACGGUGAUGUGUGCGGAAUCAGCGUAACGAUAAUCGUCUGAUGUUACGUUUAUCGAAUUUGUUUAUAGAAGAUUAAGGGCGUCUUAUACAUGUUGGUUAAUUCUUAUUAAGAAAGUAAAGCUUGUGCAAAAAGAAUUCGUAACACGCGGUUCACCGAUUUCUUUCGUCUUUUAUGAGUAUGAAACAGCUGAAUUGUACGAUUUAUUGUAUAAGUACAUUUAAGUGAGCGUGUCACGCAAUAACUUCGGUUAGCAGAUACGUCCUCAAAAAAUAUCGUUCCAUAAUACGCUCACUCGAGGUUUACUCUGUGGAAAAUAUUUAUAAUAUUACAUUUUCGUUUGCGAAGUGAACGGCUUCUCGAUUCGUUUAAAUUUGCUAAUCGCUUUUUUAUUUUUCUUACCACGAUACUGUACAUACGAUGAUGAUCUAUGCGAGCUAUGUCGUGUUUUAUGGUGCGGAGCUACAGUAUUCGGGAAGUACAGUAUUUCUGUUGAUACAGACAUGGCCAAGCUUUUAUUUCCAUUUUCGCAAGCUACGGGAUUGAUACAUGUUUUUCCUCCCGGUUUUUCAAACCUUCCAUCGUCAUGAGAAAAUUUAGCGAGACAAAUGGUAAACUGAGGGGAACACGAUGCAACAUUACUGUCUGUGGACAAUGAGUUCAAUAUUUCUCAUAGUGCACGGUCGAACACUAAUCAUGCGGAUUAAUCAGCAAACGUUAAAUAUAUAUGCUUGUUUACAUUUAGUACCGAAUCUACGUCUAGCGUUGACGCGUAAUCGCACGUCCGGCGAUACGUCGUGACGCACCUCACAGCAACGAUACGUGAUAAAGGAAAAGUGGAAAGUGUAUAAUUUAUUCGUUUGAAAUCUACGUGCUAGUCAGAUUCCCAAGGACGCACAAUGACGUAAAAGACACAAACAGAAUAGUCGAGUCUUUUUUGACGAACCAUGCAUAGACACAGAAAUAAUACAUACAUACAAAAAAGCAUAUGUGUGUGAGAGAGAGAGAGAAAGAGAAAAGCGCGAUUUUAAUGUGAGAGAAUGAGAGAUUUGCGUGGCUGAGAGAUUAGCGCGUGUUUAAGAAGCAAGCAUAAAUAAAGUAGCAGUGGUUAGUAAAUUGAUCUGCUCGAGAUUAAAGUUAACACUUAACUAUUCAUCACGUUGCCAAUAAUUGAACACUAAAUCAAACGCUAACUUAACGAGUUUAGUAACACUUUGUGCCAUUGUCGUUUCUGUUUACUGUAUAAGAGAAAAAAUUAUAUGUUAUAUAUUCUACAAUGUAGAUCACCCCUUUUGUCCUUUCUUACUAUAUAUAUUUAAUCGAGAUACGAUAUAAGGAUAAUAAAUCUAAUUUUAUUAUGAAUUUGUCAAGGCGGAUCAUUAAAAUAUUAUGAAAUAUCAGAAAAAAAUUUUUUUUGGAAACGAGCGUGAAAAUAAAUAUACCGGACUUAAACAGGUAGAGAAACGUGGAGUCACUUACAAUAAGAUGCAAAUGUCUGAUAAUACCUCGAUAAUUCAGCGUGACAACGCGGUGGUAAUUUACGUCUACGAAUACAAUACGGCCAAAUAGUGCCAAAGAAAAUGCAAAAUACCUGAAACGAAUAGAAUGAAGAGUAAAUUUGAAAGGGGAAACACGAGACAGACUGUAUUUCUUUUACUUGGUGCCUUUGGCGUCGACGCGACGGGAUUGAUUGAAUAGUCUUUCAGCAUUCACCUAUAGGAACAAUUUCGCGGGUAGCACAGUCGAGAUUAUAGAGGAGAAAGAUACGCACGAGGUCUUCGACUGUUGCCGACGUCGUAUAAAAUGAACCCUACUUCGCGAUAAAGAAAAAAAAAUGAAAAUUAAAAAGAUCUUAUCGAUUAUUCUCGUAGCAUAGAGAAAUUCUAGACUCGAUAUUUUUCCCAUUCUGCGCUCCGAAUAGAAUCUCGAAAGUACAUUUCACGAAUAGAUAUUUAUUCCACACGCGUGUAUUACUCUGCGCUUGUGCGACACUUUGUUUAAAAUGCUGAAUUGUCAAAUUAUUGUCGAGAAAUAAUGGUUUAAUAAUGGUUUUUCGAUAGCUCUCGUAGGAAGAGACGAGACGGAUCCUCGUUGCGCAUUUAAGUGAUCGAUAUACCGCGCGGCGUUCCGAUUGAGGGAUUUAAUAAUUCUGCGCCUUUAAAUCCGCUGAAGAUCCAAAUGCGCUGUUGAGUAACGGGCCCCCUGCAAAAUUAAGUGUAUGAAAUUAAAGGGUUCACCGCAAGAAUCGAGCAAAUCGUUGAUUCGCAAGAUCCAUCUUAAAUAUACAUACAUACACACACACACACACACACACACACACACACACACACACAUAUAUAUAUAUAUAUAUAUAUAUAUAUAUAUAUAUAUAUAUGCAUGCGACGUGUAUAUACUUGAUAUGCAUCCUGCGAAUGUUGCCUUCUUGCGCUGAACUCCGAGUUUUCGAUGUCGUAAGACUUCGCCCGGCGAUCCAUUUGACUUCACGCCGAUUUUAGGGCAUGGCCUGUGUGACGUGUACCGGUUGUGUGUGUAUAUAUAUACAUAUUAUGCGAUAUAUAAUGCGUAGAACGUGUAAUUAUAUUAUACGUAAAAUAUAAUAAUUGAUAUACAGAUUAGGUAGCUCGUCGUCACUGCCAGCAGCGUUGGUCGUGCUGAGGAUAACGAGGCUCUCUCACAGCCAGACUCUGCGUGGUGAUCGUGUUUAUCGAUUCGCUUGUUCUGUUAAGUUUUACGAGCGUUACUAUUAUUAUUAUUAAUAUUAUACCGAUACUCGACUUGCGUUGUAACUGUAACUCGAUGCGUGUGUGAUAUACAUGAGGAUUUGGGCGGUGAGCGUCACGAACGAUCCUCGGCGAGCAGCCCCUCCUUCCUUUUCUUCUCACGCGAACGCGAGCCGGAUCGUUCGGUCGCUUACGGAGAGCCGUAGAAUGUAAGCCUCUUGCGUUAUCAUUUUAAUGUUUGUUAACAUCCGCUGUUAACUGUCCCGCUCGCGCAUAAUAAAUUUCGUCGUUAAGCGUUUCUGUCGUGUCGCCCCCCGCCCCCUGCUCCACGUGCACGCUACCGCGUCUCUUCUUUUUUUUUCUUUUGCAUCCGACAAAUCGUGGUUUCGUUCGUCCGCUUCGAUCGACGCGUUGAUUAUCCUCCGCGAUUUAACUAUCGAAAAAACAAUCCCAUGUGCGUGCGCGAUGGUCGACCAACGGCGCGACUCGCGCGAUUCGCUAUACGACGCUUGUUUCUGAAAUUCGAGAAGUCAUUAUAAUAUGAUACCUUAGACCUGAAAUUCUUCGACGGCGUGGCGGAGAAAGCUCAAUUUGAAGAGCUUGAUUCCCUGAGCAAGUACGUGGAAGUAGUGAUUAUUUAUGAAAUAAAGAGCGUAUAUUGUGCUAAUUAUUUUUCGUUGCCAUGAAAAUUUUAAACGGUCGAUUAAGUUUAUAUUUGACAUAUUAAAAAAAAAAAAGAGUGCGAUGAUCAUAGCGGAUUCUCGAGAUCAACGUUGUUCUCCAUCGUCGUAUCGCUUCUCGCGCUCAUUUCUCUCCCGUAGAAAAUAAUACGCGCGUGAUAUCGAGGAACGUAAGCCACCCCCGAAGCAAACGAGCGCGAACGAACCGCGCUCAGUCCGCGGAUCCGGCUCGACGCAGCCUCGACGCAGAGACGAGAUGCCCGAGAGAAGGAAUAAAAUAAUGAAUAAAACGCGAAGAGGAGAAGCUCGAAAUUUUUUCACGCCGAUAAAUCUGAAUAAUAAGCCACCGUCGCGACGAUAUUACACUGUAUAAUUGUUAUUGUAAUUGCCAACUUGACAUAAUAAAGCAUUGCUACGAGACGCCGGCCAUUACUGCUCCCCGCAUUUUCGUUCGCGAGUUGUCGUCUUUCCUUCUUUCUUCAGUAUGAAGAUCGCAAAAUAUGUAGCUGAGUUUGGCAAUUGCAAUAGCAAUUUCUGUCAUUGUUCGCUCGCUCGUUUCACUCGAGACCCACCAGGAUGUUCCAAAAGUCUCCUGAAAAAAUAAACGUUUAGUCCCAA
This is a messenger RNA of Temnothorax curvispinosus, 9360 nucleotides long. RefSeq names its product CLIP-associating protein 1-A (gene chb). Bases 623 to 5101 code for a protein of 1492 amino acids. The record is from RefSeq and is a predicted model, not a curated record. Gene Ontology annotation, biological process: mitotic spindle assembly. Gene Ontology annotation, cellular component: cytoplasmic microtubule; spindle microtubule; microtubule organizing center. NCBI's taxonomy places the organism in Eukaryota, Metazoa, Arthropoda, Insecta, Hymenoptera, Formicidae. The transcript is spliced from 27 exons. Gene Ontology annotation, molecular function: microtubule binding.